GUCGUGUACACACACAGCGGUAACGCGUCGGUGACGCUGUGUGUGUGCGAGCCGAGGUAGCGACGCGCCGCCAACCAGCGGCACACGCAGCCGCGCGACUGGUUCGAUGUGCGUCACAGACCGGUUCGAAAUCAGUAGCGCGGGGCCCGCCGCACCGCACAGGUCGUCCGUGAGUCGCGGACCGGUCUGCGAUCAUCAUGUCGCGAGAUAUUAUGAGUGAGCAACAAAUCAAUAUCAAAUUCGUUAAAGAGGUACAGAAAUAUCCUAUUCUGUACAACUUCGAGUUGCCUUCGUACUCUCGGAGGGACGUUAGCGACGAGGCUUGGAAAGAAGUGGGCAAGGCCAUGAAUAUGACACCAUCAGCCUGCAGAGAAAGAUGGCGAAACCUGAGAGCUGUCUUCAUGAGGACUAUGAAAGCGCCGCCGCCGAGGGUCACAGGGAAAAAGAAACCUUAUUACUUAGCCGAUGUGAUGCAAUUUGUCGUGCCAUUUAUGAGACCGAUCGCUAUGGCAGAAGCGGCGAAGGAUAAACAAAAGAAGAAUCAAGCAGUAGAUCCUAAAGAAGGUGAUAAUCAGCCGAUUGAAGUGGAGAUCGAACAUAUCAAGGUGGAGCAGGUGGAACAGGAGGAGGACUCGGAUGAGUACGGCCAGUCCUCUGUCGAGGGGGACAGGGAAGGAACUCCGCUGGCGAGGAAACGAUCCUUGCAGGACGACAGACCCUCACAGUCCAGCAAGACGGCCAAGCUACAGCCGUCAUCCAUCGCAGCUCUGGACAGCGAUCACGUGAAGUCAUUCCUCAAUAGCCUCCUACCAGAACUUCAUGAAAUGAGCUCACAGCAGUUCAAACACUUCAAAAGACGCGUUCUGCUGCUGAUAGACGACAUCACGACAGAAAUACCGGCCAGUCCGAGGAGACACCGAGACGAUGAAUACAUUUUGUAAUUAUAAUAAUUAAUUAAGUCUACAAUUAUUCAUAGUUCUCUAAUUAAGAUAAUGACACCGACCUAGUAAAUUAAGAAAGAAGUUCAAAUAGUAAUUUCAAAUAUCAAAACACUGCCUAAAUAAUAAAAAAGUAUUUUUAAGAAAA
Messenger RNA from Spodoptera frugiperda (fall armyworm), 1086 nucleotides. RefSeq lists its product as uncharacterized. Gene Ontology annotation, biological process: regulation of transcription by RNA polymerase II. The record is from RefSeq and is a predicted model, not a curated record. Gene Ontology annotation, cellular component: nucleus; transcription regulator complex. Gene Ontology annotation, molecular function: DNA binding. The coding region runs from base 198 to 941 and encodes 247 amino acids. The transcript is spliced from 2 exons. NCBI's taxonomy places the organism in Eukaryota, Metazoa, Arthropoda, Insecta, Lepidoptera, Noctuidae.